Messenger RNA from Ramularia collo-cygni, 1689 nucleotides. RefSeq names its product related to 4-coumarate-CoA ligase 2. Lineage: Eukaryota; Fungi; Ascomycota; Dothideomycetes; Mycosphaerellales; Mycosphaerellaceae. Gene Ontology annotation, biological process: secondary metabolic process. Gene Ontology annotation, molecular function: CoA-ligase activity. Bases 1 to 1689 code for a protein of 562 amino acids. The record is from RefSeq and is a predicted model, not a curated record. The transcript is spliced from 4 exons.
AUGCCUACCAAAUCCUCCUACCCAGAUAUCUCCAUUCCCGAAGUCGAUCUAUGGGGUUUCAUGUUCGAACGGAAAGAUAAACCGUUCUCUGAUGACCAGGUCAUCUAUCGAUCUGCUGUCUCGGACCGACAUUACACUUGGGCUCAAGCGAAGCAAGCAGCAAUCACCUUUGGCGAGGGACUCCAGGAAGAAUGGGAGUGGAAACGGGGCGAUGUCCUCAACCUUUACGUGCCAAACGAUAUUGACGUUGGUCCUGUCAUCUAUGGCACCUUUUACGCAGGAGGAGUCGUUUCCCCUGCCAAUCCGGGAUACUCUCCCGACGAAUUGGCCUUCCAACUCACCAACUCCGGAAGUAAAGCUGUUGUGACAACCAAGGCUUUCCUCCCUGCCGCGUUAAAAGCAACGAAGAAAGCCGGCAUUCCAGACGAUCGCAUUCUUCUCCUUGGAGAGCAACAUGAUGAGACUGGCAAGUUCCGCCACUGGAGUCGGCUGACAAAGUCUCUCGAGUCUCGAAUCCGUCGUCGAAAGGCACAACCAAAGGACUUGGCAUAUCUCGUGUACUCAUCCGGGACGACUGGCUUGCCAAAGGGCGUGAUUCUCACACACAGCAACAUCGUUUCCAACCUUUGUCAGCUCCACACUGCCUUUGGACAAAACUACUCCACUGGCAAGGACAAGAUCUUAGGCGUCCUACCAUUUUUCCACAUCUACGGUCUCACCUGCCUGGUGCAGCAGCCACUCCACCGCGGCGUCGAGGUUGUAGUCAUGCCAGGCUUCGAUCUGAAGCUCUUCCUUGAGUCUAUCCAGAAGCACAAGAUCUCCUACAUCUACGUAGCGCCUCCGAUCAUCGUCCGCUUGUCCCGAGACGAGGUAGUGAAAAACYAUGAUCUCUCAAGCGUAAAGAUGAUUACUUCAGGCGCGGCGCCACUUACGCGGGAAUUGGUCGAAGCAGUGCACAAGAAACUCAAGUUGAAGAUCAAUCAAGCAUACGGUCUGAGUGAGACCAGCCCGUUGGCCCAUCAGCAGAGUUGGGACGAGUGGCUCUCGAGUGUUGGUAGUGUGGGCAAAAUGGCCCCAAAUAUGAUGGCAAGAUACAUGUCAGCGGAAGGGAAGGAGCUGGGACCUGGAGAGGCUGGUGAAUUAUGGCUGGCUGGUCCCAACAUCUUCCAGGGCUACUGGAAGAACGAGACUGCAACCAAGGAUUCACUCGUGGAGGAAGACGGAAGGAUCUGGUUCAAGACUGGAGACGUUGGGUUCCAGGAUGAGAAGCACAACUUCUACAUCACUGAUCGAGUUAAAGAAUUAAUCAAGUACAAGGGCUUUCAGGUGGCCCCCGCAGAGCUAGAAGGCAAGCUCAUGGAUCACCCUCUGGUCAAUGACGUUGCAGUCAUCGGGGUCGAAGAUACAGAACAGCACACGGAAGUUCCACGGGCCUACAUUGUUCAUGCUAAACGUGGUAAGGAUGCUGGGGAGAAGGAGACUGGGCGGCCAAGCGACAAGGACAGCGAGAAGGAUGCCAACGAAAUCAUCGCGUGGGUCGCAGAAAAGGUCUCGAAUCAUAAGAGGCUCAGAGGAGGGAUCAGGUUCAUCGAUGAAAUCCCGAAGAGUGGGACUGGAAAGAUAUUGCGAAGAGUUCUCAAGGAGCGAGUCAAGGCUGAGGCGUCGAAGAGUGGCAAGUCGAAGCUCUAA